AUGGAGUACGAACCUUUAGCCCCCAAACCCCAACCAGUGUUCGGUCAAGGUUUUAAAUACAAUGGUAGGCUUACUGUGAAAGGCAUACCUCGUGUGGAGCCUGUAGAGAUAAGGCGACUCCUCUUCGAGCCGGAGGGUGCCGAUGAAGACCAACUUCGCGAAUGGCGUACAGAGACGUUCCGAGUAGUGACGAAACCUUGGCUCGAAGCUCAGAGCCGACACUAUGGCGUGGUGCUAGGGCCCGUAGACAGUUAUUCAAAAGAUGAGUUACGAGAACUCUUCCGCAGGGAAUCUCUCAAACCUGAUUUCGGCGAUAUCAAGAGACAGUAUCAGUCAUUUAUGCCAGGUCAGUUUGAGAAGAUGAAGGCGGACUGGGAAACACAAUCCUCAGCCUACAAAGAGUCAUGUUUCUCUGGCCGUCGACAAGCAGACUUUGAUAAUUUAGCUACCUUGGAGGAAAAGCUUAACUUUGACAUCGACAUGUUCCUGGAAACUUAUUACAGCGAUCCAGAUAUUCUUCCAGAUCCCAUGCCCUUCCGUGGGAUCAACUUCGACGUCGUUAUGACAGCUAUAGAGCAAAUUAAGGGACUGCACUGUCAAAAAGUAGGUAACGAUUUUCAGAAGAUGCUCUGGGUUGGAUGGGACAAGAAAGACGUCAAGCAGGCGUGCAAGGAGUAUGCAACGUUGGCCAAAGAAAAUGCUGCCGUGCGGCGUCAAUUGAAAAAGCAGCAUACCAUUCUUGCGCACGAGAAAAAGCUUGAAAAGAAGGCGGCGUCGCGGUUACAACCUCACCGAGAGUACGUGGCUAAUGCUGUGCGUAACCGCGGGCUCGAAGGUUCUUACAUAGUUGAGGCUACCCUCAUAGGAGUCCAACGCGAAGCUGGCAGCAGUUGGGUAGAGAUCAGGAAGACUAUGUUGAACGAUGUAUUCGAGGCGACUUUUAACUUCAUGCCUGCAGCGGAAGGCGUAAUAAUCCUGGCACAAAAUCCCGACGACAUUGACAGGUACAUUCGUUUAGUCGAACCAUUGCGCAAAGUGCCAGCACCGGCGGUCGAAAGCGAUAAUAUAUACCAGCGGUCCCCGAGGGAUGUACCAGAUAUUAUAUACAUUGGCGCGGCACCGUAG
Molecule: messenger RNA, 1125 nt
Organism: Daldinia childiae
Lineage: Eukaryota; Fungi; Ascomycota; Sordariomycetes; Xylariales; Hypoxylaceae
Exons: 3
Coding region: 1-1125 (374 amino acids)
Source: RefSeq, a predicted model, not a curated record